AUGGCAUCAUCCCUCAAGGCACUGCUUGUUGAGGAUAUUAAGGUUGACAGCAUGGUUCUCUCCUUCAUGCUACGCAGAUUUAACUGUGAGGUCACCCUGGCUAAGAAUGGGAAAGAAGCUGUUGAUAUGUUCCUUGAGGGUAACAAAUUCGACAUUGUUUUGUGUGAUAAGGACAUGCCCAUAAUGACCGGUCCUGAGGCAGUCAUGAAGAUCCGUGCUAUGGGAGCCACUGAUGUGAAGAUCGUCGGGGUGUCCGCUGAUGAUAACGCCAUGGAGGCGUUCAUGAGUGCUGGUGCUGAUGACUUUGUGCCCAAACCAAUGAGGCUUGAGGUUCUCGGGCCUAUGAUUGAGGAGGUCAUCAACAGGAAAAAUAAUUAG
Triticum turgidum subsp. durum (durum wheat) is the source of this 378-nucleotide messenger RNA. Lineage: Eukaryota; Viridiplantae; Streptophyta; Magnoliopsida; Poales; Poaceae. The record is from the annotation of a GenBank genome assembly.